Messenger RNA from Striga hermonthica, 375 nucleotides. The record is from the annotation of a GenBank genome assembly. Lineage: Eukaryota; Viridiplantae; Streptophyta; Magnoliopsida; Lamiales; Orobanchaceae.
AUGUCCAGCAAGCCCUCGUUCGUGAACAGGCUCAAAACCGAGCUUGAAUCCUCUAUCACGAGACAAGCAGCUGAUGAUGUCACUGCUUACGUGUCAUCAAGAAAGAAAGUCAACAGCAUGGUCAACAAAUACAUCGUCAAGAAUUCGAAGACCUUUAACCAAAAUGCUUCACCACUCACAGACAUUGGUAAAAUGUUGAAAGAGCCGGCAGAGUCAAUUGGUGUAUCAGUCCUGAGGUCUGUAUUGACAGUCUUGUCCAGUCAAAAGCAAAACUCGAGCAAGAAAAGUUGGUCAAGUUUUCUUACCAAGUUGACCGAGACCAGUCGCAUACAUUCCGAAACGAAGCAAGAAAGUGAAGCCGAGGAAUUGCGCUGA